Molecule: messenger RNA, 3609 nt
Organism: Oncorhynchus nerka (sockeye salmon)
Lineage: Eukaryota; Metazoa; Chordata; Actinopteri; Salmoniformes; Salmonidae
Product: arf-GAP with coiled-coil, ANK repeat and PH domain-containing protein 1-like
Exons: 23
Coding region: 553-2856 (767 amino acids)
Cellular component (GO): cytoplasm
Molecular function (GO): protein binding; GTPase activator activity
Source: RefSeq, a predicted model, not a curated record
CGAGAUAUUUUUUUCGUUAGUGUGCCAGUCUAGUCACCCCGGGGUCCUCGAGGGAAAUGCUGUAUGUUUACAAAUUAUUUUAUUGAUGUUGGAUUUUUUACGGUGAAAGAAUCUAAACUGUCGAGAAACUGUUGGGAUUUUUUUUCUUCAUUUUCCUGACUCAAGCGCGCACGAGAGCAAGAGCGAAGUGGAACAACUGACCUAUAAUAAAUUCAUCGAUUGCAGUUAUUUGGUUACUAAGUUAUUCUAAUCAAUACGUAAUAACCUGUUGUUCCAAGAAGAGAAAGGCGCGAUUCACUGAUACCCAAUGUCAUGAUUUAAUAUCGAGAAGAAUAGAAUUCAAGACAACACAAGUUAUUUAUUGAAAAACCUAAAAACAAUGCAAUAUACGUUCAAUAUGUAAAUAUUAUAUUUGGAGUAUUGCUUGUUGGGGGACAACGUCACCAAAAGGAGCUUAUCUAUUUUCUCAAGCACUCUCUCCCAUGUCACAUUCAACAUCAAUAGAAAUAGUUGCGGUUGUGUUAUUGUUGUAAUUUGUGUCAAAACCGAAGGAUGACUGUCAAACUGGAUUUUGAAGAGUGUCUCAAAGACUCCCCCCGAUUCAGGGCCGCCAUUGAAGUGGUGGAAGGAGAUGUCUGUGAAUUGGAAACGCGAUUAGAGAAGCUGGUGAAGCAGUGCCACUCCAUGCUAGAGGCUGGCAGGGCCUACUGUCAGACCAGCAAGAGCUUUGUCACAGGGCUCAAAGAGCUGGGCCAUCACUGUUCUGGGGACAACAUGAUGGGGGAGUGUUUGGAGAAAUUCUCCAAGAAGCUGGCAGUGAUUCUGGAAGCUCAGGGGGAAGUGAUUGAAAGCACACAGAAGUCGGUGAAGUUGAAGUUGCUGAGUUUUGUGAAAGAGGACGUGCGUCGGUUCAAGGAUGUGCGUAAGGAGUUUGAGCGGGGUAGUGAGAGUCUGGAGGCAGCAUUGGGGAGGAACGCUCAGGCCCCCCGGGGAAAACAGCACGAGGUAGAAGAGGUCAGCCAUGCCCUCCUCAACGCCCGCAAGACCUUCCGCUCCGGAGCCCUCGACUACGUACUGCAGAUCAAUGUCAUCGAGGCCAAGAAGAAGACCGACAUCCUGAUGGCGAUGGUGUCUAUGAUGGAUGCCCAGUCUCAGUUCUUCCAGCAAGGUCACCAGUCCCUCUCGGAGCUGGACGACUACCGCCGCACCCUGAGUGAAGAGCACACUCAACUAGUGUUGAAUUCCGCCAGGGAGAAGAGAGACAUGGAACAGAGACACGAGGCCAUUAAGAAAAAGGAUGUGUCCUAUGAUAACUCCUUAAUGGAUUUCUGUGCUGAUGCCGCCAACGGUAUUGCCAUGGAGGGCUACCUGUAUAAGAGAGCUAGCAAUGCCUUCAAGACCUGGAGCAGGCGCUGGUUCUCCAUUCAGAAAAAUCAACUGGUCUAUCAGAAGAAAUUCAAGGAUCAGCCCACAGUAGUGAUUGAGGAUCUGCGUCUUUGUACAGUGAAGGUCUGCGUUGACAACGAGAGACGAUUCUGCUUCGAGGUGGUCUCUCCAUCCAAGAGCUGUCUGUUACAGGCAGACUCCGAGCGCCAGCAGCAGGGCUGGAUCAGUGCUGUCCAGAACAGCAUUGCUUCAGCCUUCCAGGAACGCAGAGAAGACCCACACUGUCCCAGGGAACAUUGCAGCUCUGUGUCGGGAGGCAGCCCAGGAGGAGGAGGGCUGUGUGGGGAGCAGGAGAAGACGGGGGGCCGCGAGGCUCUGGAGGAGGUCCAGGCCAUCCCGGGGAACAUGCAGUGCUGCGACUGUGGAGAGCCCGGUCCAGACUGGGCCUCUAUCAACCUGGGGAUCACCCUCUGCAUCGUCUGCUCGGGGAUACACAGGAGUCUGGGUGUCCAUUUCUCCAAAGUACGCUCCCUCACCCUGGACUCCUGGGAACCAGAGCUGGUCCGGUUGAUGUGUGAGUUGGGAAACACAGCCAUCAACAGGAUCUACGAGGGGCGAAUUGAUGAGAUCACCAUCAAGAAACCCCACCCGUCCAGUCCAAGGGGUGAUAAGGAGUCGUGGAUUCGUUCUAAGUACGUGGAGAAGAAGUUCAUCCAGAAGCUCCCAGAGACGGGACGUAAAGCUCCCCUGCGGCGCUCCAGCGCCCGGAGGAACAGGGCUAACACCCAGGAGAGGCCAGCCGGGUCGCGACCCCCACUCAAACCCAAACCCACCCGGGCCACCCUGCCACGACUCGCAGGGCUCAAUCAGAGUGACCUUGUCCAAGAGAACAAUACGGGCAUUCACAAAGAUGAUGAAGAUGACGCAGAGGAGGACCUGUCUGGUCUUCAUCCCGGGGCGUUGUUAUAUCGGUCUGCAGCGCUGCAGCAUUUCCCUGUCAUGGCCGACGCCCUGGCCCACGGAGCUGACGUCAACUGGGUCAACACAGCCGAGGAGUCCAGCACCCCACUCCUACAGGCCGUCACCGCGAACUCCUUGGCAGCGUGUGAGUUCCUGCUACAGAACGGUGCCAAUGUCAACACAGCAGACAGCAACAGGAGAGGACCUCUACACCACGCCACUAUACUGGGACACACUGGGCUUGUGUGUCUGUUCCUGAAGCGAGGGGCGGACUACAACGCCAGAGACAACAACCAGAAAGACCCCAUUACUAUCGCCGUGGAGACAGCCAACGCUGACAUUGUCACCCUGCUGCGAAUUGCCAAGAUGAACAAGGAGAUGCGGGAGAUGGAUGGAGCCUUUGGCCAAUCAGGUGAUGAAACGUACCAGGACAUCUUCAGGGACUUCUCUCACAUGGCAUCUAACAACCCGGAGAAACUCAAACGCCGCAGCACAGACUUUAAAACUUGACCUUUUACUCAACAGCUGUUUCUUUUGUAUGCUGUUGUUACGCUGUUUUCCUUUCUUUUUUGUUGUUGUCACACACACACGCCCGACACAGACAAACACACACACACACACGCCCGACACAGACAAACACACACACACACACACGCCCAACACAGACAAACACACACACACACACAUUUGCUGGCCACCUGCUCUGCGUUAGGUCAUUGCUCAGCUGGUGAUUACUUUAGUAGCGGCUCCGGUCCAACAGUAAUGUCUUUGUGUUUGGCUGCCAGAGGAGAACACUCCGGCUUAGUGGCUACAUGAGACACUUGUUGAAGGAGAUAGAAGAUGUACAGCCUAAUAAUGACGGCUGAUACAGUAAUAACCUCCCAUUGAAUUACUUAUUUCCUCAUUUCAUUUGGCUAACCGUAGUCUAGCGGAGCGACCCGACACAAUUCUCGUCUCGUUGACUCGACUGUAAGGCUCGGUUUCCCACAACUACCGUUGAACAAAAAAAAUGCAACUUUAAUAGCUGUGUUGCUUUCUGUCGAUCCUCCUCAAUGUGCUGUUGUGACAGAAAGAAAAGGAGGGAUAUGUUUGAAGCAAAGGGUAAAACUGUUGUAUGUGCUCUUGUACUUGUCUUCAUAAUUUUGGAUGUGAUGUUGUUUCUUUGUAUAUCAUGUUGGGUUUUUUUUUUUGGGGGGGGGGUCUAUUGACUGCGUGAGGUACAAGAGAUGUGUUUCUUGCGGAAAAUUAAAAUACCCAAGUUAA